UGUUGCAAUGUGUUGGUUCGUUUUACCUGCACCUUCUACACUUAGAACAUGAUGAUACGUACACACCCAAGUACACACCCAGUAUUUUUCUUCAGUUCGCUGCUUUACAGUUAUCAAUUCUCGAUUUUUAUUACCAUUCUAUUGCAAUAUCAUCGACAUGGCGACUCGUAUAGCUGUGGUAACUGGAGGAAAUAAAGGUAUCGGCUUUGCAAUUGUCAAAGCUCUUUGCCAACAAUUCGACGGUAUUGUUUAUUUGACAGCUCGUGAUAGCAAUCGCGGUCUGACCGCCGUCGGUGAAUUGAAAAAACAAGGUUUAAAAUCGGAGUUCCAUCAACUUGAUAUCAACGAUGAUGCGAGCGUCGCAGAAUUCCAUGAUUAUCUGAAAGAUAAAUAUGGUGGCCUUGACGUGCUGGUUAACAACGCUGCCAUAGCGUUCAAAACCGAUGCUACAGAACCAUUUGCAAUUCAAGCUGAAGAAACAAUAAAAGUAAACUACUUUAGCUUGCGCAGAGUUUGUACUGCGCUCUAUCCAUUGCUCAGACCACAUGCCCGAGUAGUCCAUGUUUCCAGCAGUGCUGGACGUCUGAGCAAUAUUACUGGUGACGCAUUGAAAAAGAAGAUAGCUGAUCCAAAUUUAAGUGAAGAAGAAUUGGAUAACAUUAUGCGUGGAUUUGUCAACGCUGCCAAGUCCGGCACUCACUUGCAAGCUGGUUGGUCAAAUUCAGCAUAUGUGGCGAGUAAGAUUGGAGUGAGUGCUUUGACUGGUAUCCAUCAGGCUAUGUUUAACGCAGACCCGCGAGAAGACAUCGCGGUGAACGCGGUACAUCCCGGUUAUGUGGACACGGAUAUGACCAGCCACAAAGGCCAUUUAAAAAUUGAGGAAGGAGCUAUCGGGCCUGUUUACUGUGCCUUAUUGCCGCAAAAUACAGAAAUAAAAGGAAAGUAUAUCUGGUUUGAUAAGACAUUGUCAGAUUGGAAGUAACAUGUGUAUGAAACAGAUGAAUUAGUUUGCUUAGUCCACUAUAUACGCCUAAUGCGAACAAAUAAAUGAACCUGAUAUUAUAUAGAA
Messenger RNA from Harpegnathos saltator (Jerdon's jumping ant), 1069 nucleotides. RefSeq names its product carbonyl reductase [NADPH] 3. The transcript is spliced from 4 exons. The record is from RefSeq and is a predicted model, not a curated record. Gene Ontology annotation, molecular function: carbonyl reductase (NADPH) activity. Lineage: Eukaryota; Metazoa; Arthropoda; Insecta; Hymenoptera; Formicidae. The coding region runs from base 158 to 982 and encodes 274 amino acids.